GUAGUGAAAGAUAAAAGAGGAUAGGAUCGAUUUCUUCCGUCCCGACGAUUCGCAGAUUUUACAUUCUGAUUUUGGACGAUUUUGGUAGAAGCUAUUUUCACGGAAUCGGACUCCAACCGAAGUGUUUGAGUGGCAGAAGCCGAUUCCCACGGUCGGAAUCUGGCAAGCCGAAACAAACAGGCUGACUGGGUUGGCUUCCGGUUUCGGCGAUGGAGUGCGCGGCGAAGGGACUGGCCGCGGAGCCGUGCGCCGGCGGCGUCGCCGAUCGGCGGUGCGGCGGCUGCGGAGCCGUCGCCUACUGCUCCCGCGUCCACCAGAUUAUACAUUGGAGGGUUCACAAAGAAGAAUGUGAAAGGUUUGCAGAACAAAUGAGGCACAUCAAUGCGCUGAGCCAGUUUCCAUUCACAUUCUUGGAACCUCCUGCUCUGAACCAUGAAUUCCCAAGUGCAAGGUGCUUAUUUUUGCAAUCAAUCAAACUUCACCAAAAAGGACUCUGGAAAUCUGAAUGUAUAUGUGGCCGAGAUGUUGCUCCUUUGAAGGGCUUAAGCGUAGAAGCUGAAUGGAACUUGCAAAGCUCCCUCUGCCCUUGUGCAGAGCCUAAAAAUCCUGUGUCUUCGGCCCUGGCAAGCUGGGAAGCAUAUUAUCAGUGGAGAUCCCUUCCCCUGCAUUCACCUGUUGCUGUUUUACUUCAUUGGCCACUUACUCUAUAUCAUUGUGUUCAACUCUCUCGGACCCAAACUCCAAGAUAUGAUGGUCAGGACACCCUAUGCAUUCACUAUUUAGGGCCUGAGAAGGAGCUACUUCAGCUUGCAGCGUUUGGGGAACUACGUGCAUUGUUUCCAAGUGUCCAGAUUCACAUUGAGCUUGUCGGACCAGAAGUUCCAAAGUCCAGGGAUGGAGAGGUUGUGAACAUUUCCAGAUAUGCAUGUUGUUCUGAUAAGAGUUGCUGUUGUAAAUCUUCUAUUGGUUCCAAAGACUUGAGUUGCACUGCAGUGACACUCAAACUGUGGAAAGGUUUCUAUCAUGAGAGAUGCAGUGAUAUAUUGAAGGAAAUGAUAAGGCAGACUGGGAUUCCUGCAAUCUUUACGGACUUCUGUGAAGAAGCUGCACAUCUAGCAUCCUGCUGCAUAAGCUCCAUAACUGGUCAACCCCUUAAAAUUCCAAUCCAGGUAAAUCCUUUCAGGCAGCCAGUUGCAGCGGAAAACAAUGCAUUAUACGUACCAUGUUAUUCAAAUUGCUUUGUUUUUGGGAUGUAAAAUUGCCCUGUCACCAGGAAGUAUAUUUAGAGAUUGAUUUGUCAAGAAAUGGAAUGUGAAUUUUCAAAGAAGACAAGGGUGCCAUUCCUAGAACAUCUGAGAUGGGAGGUUUUUAUUUCUGAGAGAUGAUGGAAUUAGGAUUUAAUGUUGGUACACUUAGAAUUUGAGAAGACAAGUUGCACAAAUCAAGAGGAACACUGGAAGGGCUAGGAAUAGCAUGUGUACAAGCCGACUAGGAGAAAAUGUAUUUUAUUUGAACCUCUGAAAAUAUUUAGAUACUGCAAUUGUAAGAUUUUCGCAUCAACCGAUUCUUGAAAUACACUUUUUCAUAAUUGGGAGAUGUAUAUGUUUUCUUAUGGUGGAGCUACAUAUUAUCUAA
Zea mays is the source of this 1635-nucleotide messenger RNA. RefSeq names its product MYND finger family protein. NCBI's taxonomy places the organism in Eukaryota, Viridiplantae, Streptophyta, Magnoliopsida, Poales, Poaceae. Bases 210 to 1256 code for a protein of 348 amino acids. The transcript is spliced from 10 exons. The record is from RefSeq and is a predicted model, not a curated record.